Molecule: messenger RNA, 1015 nt
Organism: Kockovaella imperatae
Lineage: Eukaryota; Fungi; Basidiomycota; Tremellomycetes; Tremellales; Cuniculitremaceae
Exons: 6
Coding region: 293-967 (224 amino acids)
Source: RefSeq, a predicted model, not a curated record
GAGAUCACUUCAUUGCAUGGCGAUGGUGUCUAUGCAACGACUCCUAGGAUUCGAAUGACUCAUACUGGAUGACCUCACUCGCCCCCUGUACAACCUUGCAUGCAUCGUAAAAUUACAACAGACCAGUGUCGAACACCACUCAUUCUCUCCCCUUCUACUCAAGCUACGGGAUAGCGAGCCCACUGCUGGACAGGGGCGUCUUUGGACCUUCGACUUGUGACAUCCUCUAGAUCCUUCACCUGCUCAUUGUCCGUCCCCGGCCCCCUUGUCUCCCUUGUCGCCCUCUGGCAGAAUGAAGAAACUUGUAUCGGUUUGGGCUGCCCUCGACUUUUGUCUCCUCGUCGCUGGCAUCUUGAUAAUCACCAUGAGCUUCCUACUGAGCAUCGGAGACGAUGUAGUCUUGAAGUUGUUCUUUAGAGAAUUUGACCAGAAACUCGGCAUCGCACUCGGCAGCACGUACAUCUUUGCCUUUGUCUUCUCGAUCCCAGCUAUCAUACAGUCAGCGGAGAGGGGCAAGCUGCUCAAGAUACAAUCCUGGCUCCUCCUAUCCAUCGCGGUAUUCACCUUGACCGCUGGUACCAUCGUCUGGCAAUUUAGCCUCGGACAACUGAACAAUUUUAGUAUCCUGUGGGCAAAGGAGGAUAUCAUAGUCCAACAGGCCAUCCAAGAUGAGUUUUCUUGUUGUGGUUACUGGAACGGUACGACGGCAGGGCUUUUUACUGCCACCGGUGGUCACUGUAUAGAUACAGCCUUUGCAGCUACUCAACCGGGAUGUCAAGCUUCAAUCACAUCCUCUUCACCCCCCGGAAGCGAUUACGUCUUGAAUCAGCUUUUCACAUCGAUCUACGGCUUCGAAGCUAUCAUUGGUGGUCUCUUCCUCGCCACUCUCUGCAUCAUCAAUGAGAGACGCCUCCAAGUCCGCUUCGCUAUGAUUGAUUCGAAACGAGGAGGCAGUGGAUUCGUGUAAGGUACCAAAUUCAUGUAUGAUGGCCGUGGCUCGUGGUCAUAGUCCAAG